Dioscorea cayenensis subsp. rotundata (Guinea yam) is the source of this 2593-nucleotide messenger RNA. Its product is annotated as translation initiation factor IF-2. The record is from RefSeq and is a predicted model, not a curated record. The coding region runs from base 538 to 2295 and encodes 585 amino acids. The transcript is spliced from 9 exons. Gene Ontology annotation, molecular function: translation initiation factor activity; GTP binding; GTPase activity. Gene Ontology annotation, biological process: translational initiation. NCBI's taxonomy places the organism in Eukaryota, Viridiplantae, Streptophyta, Magnoliopsida, Dioscoreales, Dioscoreaceae.
AUAGCCCUUGGAAACCCUCGAAGCUCCAAAACCUCUUGCGUUCGCGGCGGCGUCGUUCUCCUUCCGAUCUUCUCUCCAUUCCUCCAAAUUAGGUUUGAUGGUUUCUGGGGUUUGAUUUUUGAAGCAUAUGCAUGAGUGGUGGCAGAGGUCAAUGCGCUCUAAUGGUGUGGAGAGGCAUUAGGAAUAAGUGUCUCUGCAAGGGCCUUCUAGAAGGUUUUCACCCUUCAAAUAAAGGUGGGACACGGUCAAUUGUCAAUUCACUGAAAAGGGUGACAGAUUUUUCUACUGCUGCUGCAUUCAAAGAAGUUGCUGGCGGAAGAGUCUUGAGUAACCUCUGCACUUUUAGGUAUUUUCAUGCUAGUCUGGAUCUUCUCGCGAGGUGGGAAGCAGCGCCUGGCUUAAGAGCACCCAAGAAAGUUGAAAAGAGUGCGGAAAGAAAAUAGGGGCCAAGCACCUGUUGAAGCACCUUAUGUACCUCCCAAGCAAAAUGUGACGGCAAAAUCCUCUCCAGAUAAAACAAUUGAUAUAUUUGAAGGGAUGACCAUCCUUGAGCUUGCUAAGCAGACAGGUGUUACCAUUGGUUCUCUGCAAGAGAUAGUUUUGAAUGUUGGUGAAAAGGUUGAUUCAGAGUUUGACCCCAUUAGCAUUGAUGUUGCUGAAUUGGUUGCAAUGGAAGUAGGGUUCAAUGUUAGAAGACUUCAUUCUGAUGAAGGUGCUCAGCUUAAAACACGGCCAGCUGUUGUGACAGUCAUGGGCCAUGUUGAUCAUGGUAAAACUUCCCUUUUAGAUGCACUACGCCAGACAUCUGUUGCUGCUAAGGAAGCUGGAGGAAUCACCCAGCAUCUUGGUGCAUUUGUUGUAGGCAUGUCAUCGGGGGCUUCUUUAACAUUCCUAGACACACCAGGGCAUGCAGCAUUCAGUGCCAUGCGAGCAAGAGGUGCUGCUGUUACUGAUAUUGUUGUUCUAGUGGUAGCAGCAGAUGAUGGUGUGAUGCCACAAACUCUGGAAGCUAUGAAUCAUGCUAAGGUAGCAAAUGUUCCAAUUGUGGUUGCUAUUAACAAAUGUGAUAAGCCAGGUGCUGAUCCUGAGAGGGUUCGGAUUCAGCUUGGCUCAGAAGGACUAUUGUUGGAGGAUUUGGGUGGUGAUGUCCAGGUUGUCGAAGUGUCUGCAAUAAAGAAAUCUGGAUUAGACAGGUUGGAAGAGGCUUUACUUCUUCAGGCUGAAAUGAUGGAUCUAAAGGCCAGAGUUGAUGGGACUGCUCAAGCCUAUGUAGUUGAAGCAAGGCUUGACAGGGGCCGUGGGCCUUUGGCCACAGCAAUUGUCAAAUCUGGAACGUUGCUAUCUGGACAGCACAUUGUUGUUGGAGCUGAAUGGGGAAGAAUAAGGGCCAUUAGAAAUAUGGUGGGUAAGGUUAUUGAAUCAGCAGGACCUGCAAUACCUGUUGAGAUUGAAGGACUAAAAGGUCUUCCUAUGGCUGGGGAUGAUGUUGUGGUUGUGGAUUCAGAGGAAAGGGCAAGGAUGCUCAGUAAUGGUAGGAAGAAGAAAUUGGAGAAAGAUAGACUUCAUAAAGCCAGUGAAGAGAGAGCAGAAAGUCCAGAUACUUCAGAAGAGGAAUUUGAAAGGGUAGAAUUGCCUAUUAUUGUUCAAGCUGAUGUACAAGGUACUGUUCAAGCAGUAACAGAUGCAUUGAGGAGUUUAAAUAGCUCACAGGUACAUGUAAAUAUCGUUCAUGUUGGUGUUGGUCCCAUUUCUCAAUCUGAUGUGGAUUUAGCCCAAGCUUGUGGUGCCUGCAUAGUUGGCUUCAAUAUACGCAGUCCACCUAGCACCAUUACAUUGGCAGCGAACAAAGCCAACAUAAAGAUAUGCCAGCACCGUGUUAUUUAUCAUCUUUUGGAAGAAAUGGGCAACCUGAUUGUGGACCGGGCACCAGGAACAUACGAGACUCAGGUUGCUGGAGAGGGUGAAAUUCUCGACAUCUUUGAGCUCAAAGGACGGAGCAAAUCAAAGGGUCCAGAUGUGAAAAUUGCUGGUUGCAAGGUUCUGGAUGGCCGUUUUACUAAAUCCUCAACGAUGAGAUUGCUUAGAAGCGGUGAGGUUGUUUUUGAGGGCUCUUGUGUCUCACUGAAGAGGGCAAAACAGGAUGUCGAGGCUGUUGGGAAGGGUAAUGAUUGCGGACUAGUUAUUGAGCAUUGUGAUGACUUCCAAAUUGGAGAUGUUAUCCAGUGUUUGGAGCAGGUGAAGAGGAAGCCGAAAUUUGUGUCAUCGGAGAGCGGUGCCGUAAGGAUUGUGUGUUAAAAGGUUGAUGUCUCCACAUAAACUCUGCAACCAUUUUUUGGGAGAUGAUUUUUGACCUUCUUGAUUAUAGUAUUUUAUACAUCAAUAUAUGUAUUUUUAUACAUCAAUUGGAGAUGUUAUCCAGUGAAGGGAAAGUAGAUCCCUUUAUUCAUUUUGUAAGAUUAUUAUCAUGUACAUCUCAUUGUAUUAGGGAAAUGUCAUGUCACACAACUUUAAAUAGCCUCGAAGGAUACAUUGUGUUAGUUGCAGUGAAGUAUCUUUUUAAGGUUUUGAUAUGCGUAGUCGUUGUUUUUGUUCA